Messenger RNA from Myzus persicae (green peach aphid), 1455 nucleotides. RefSeq names its product proteasome activator complex subunit 3 (gene REG). Gene Ontology annotation, cellular component: proteasome activator complex; nucleoplasm; cytoplasm. Gene Ontology annotation, molecular function: endopeptidase activator activity. Lineage: Eukaryota; Metazoa; Arthropoda; Insecta; Hemiptera; Aphididae. The transcript is spliced from 6 exons. Gene Ontology annotation, biological process: regulation of G1/S transition of mitotic cell cycle; positive regulation of endopeptidase activity; regulation of proteasomal protein catabolic process. The record is from RefSeq and is a predicted model, not a curated record. The coding region runs from base 38 to 778 and encodes 246 amino acids.
CGUUUUACUCACGUUUUAGCAUCUUAAUGCGAUAUUCAUGAGACUCGUCCUCGACAUGGAUAAUCAUCACUUAAAACUUGCUAAAGAAUUCCACGAAACACUGAAGGUUGACGCAGAGAAUCGUAUAGUUCAAAAAUUUCCUGAGCGAAUAAUACAUUUAAAUGAGUUACUCAAAAUGCCUGAAUUUCGUAUUGCUGCAACUGACAUAAAAUGUAAAUUAGAAAUCCCCACAAUUACUAAAGUAGAAAAUAAUGUAAACAAUUGCGAGGGAAAAACUCAGGGAAAAAGGCCACGUUUAGAUUCAAAUUCACAUGAUACAAUUCCAGGACAACUACUCAUACCAGCCAAUAAAAAAAUUGUUGAAGUCAUUAAAAUUCUUAAACCCAAUAUCAAACAAUUAGCUGAAGACACCAAUGCGUUAAAAAUGUGGGUAUCAUUAUUAAUACCUAAAAUUGAAGAUGGCAACAAUUUUGGAGUAUCUGUGCAAGAAGAUACUCUUGCUGAGAUACAGCAAGUUGAGGUAGAAGCUACCAAUUAUCUUGAACAAAUGUCCCGCUAUUAUGCAUCUCGUGGAAAACUUAUUUCCAAGGUUUGCAAGUACCCAUAUAUUGAAGACUACCGGUGUGCUGUUGAAGAGUUGGAUGAGAGACAAUACUUAUCUAUGUCCCUUACCAUGCACGAAAUCCGUAAUCGCUACUCAACAUUGCAUGAUAUAGUCAUCAAGAACUUUGACAAAAUAAAAAAGCCUCGUUCAUCAAACACUGACAGUCUAUAUUAAGUGUAGUAGAACCAUACUCAAAACUUUAAAAAUUUAAAUUUAUACCCUUAUCAUUCCUUUAAAAAAAUGUUCAGAUUUGUGUCAAAAAUAUAAGCAACAUUUUUAGAGUUAAGAAUAAAGUCUUAUACGAGAUGUUAUCUUCAGUUUAACAUUAAAGAUGUGCAGGGUAAUAAGAGUAUAUCUUUAAUGUUUGUAAUUUACAUUCAUCCUAUCCUAUUAAAUUCUAGAUUAACGAGAACCUGACAAUAUAAUAUGACAUAGAUGAUAAUAAUAAUAUUGUAAUGAUACUUUUUUCUACGCUUCCCUGUUACUACUGUAUUGUAUUAAGGUUUUUAAAAUAUUUAAGUUUGUCUACAAUUUAUUGGUGUAAACAAUUUUUACCAGUUUUCUUACAUUUGUAUACUAUUUUUUUUAAAGUUUUAUAUUAGUAGAGAUAGUUGAGAUGCUUUAUUUUCUGAUUAAAAUCAAACAAAGAUUAGCUUAAAAUAAAAUAUCGUAAAUGAUUAUAAAAAAAAGGUUCCUAUAGAAUUAAUGUAUUUAAUGUUUUUAUUUUGCCAAAAUAUCUAAACCAUUACCACAUAUAUUUCUGUUAACAAUAACUGAUAAAAUCUUAAUGUUAGUUUAUCUUGUGGGUUAACACUAAUUUUUUUUUUAUAAAAUAAAAUUGAAGGUACCAU